Molecule: messenger RNA, 2318 nt
Organism: Verruconis gallopava
Lineage: Eukaryota; Fungi; Ascomycota; Dothideomycetes; Venturiales; Sympoventuriaceae
Exons: 2
Coding region: 232-2070 (612 amino acids)
Source: RefSeq, a predicted model, not a curated record
UCAUCUAUUAGCUGAUCUUCGAUCUUGAUUUUUGUUUACCACAAAGUAACAGAACAUGUGGAGCUCGUCGCCCAGAGCGUAGCUUCUGUUAUUUUUUCCUCAUUUUGACAUCGAUCAGCGAUUAUCGAAGAAUUUGUGUCUUGAUCUUCGAAUCUUCGCUGAUCAUCAAGCCCACGAUGCACAAAAAGAUCUGGAAAUGAUAUAUUUGGCAUAAUCGUGAUCGCCAUCUCCAUGUCCGAUCUGUACAAACCACUCCAGCAAGGCCAGAUCAGGCUGCUAGAACUAGCUCCUGGGAAGGCUGAGGAACAUAUUGUCUGCCAACUUCGACAUGUCAAACUAGCGGAUGCCAUUCCUUUUGAAGCUCUAUCAUACCGUUGGAGUCAUAGAAAACAGAGUCACCGCAUUGUGAUCAAUGAAAGACCGAAGCAUAUAUCACACAAUCUUUACUCAUUCUUAAGACAUGUUCGCAGCCCAAUCGAGCAACGAAUUCUGUGGGUUGAUGCUCUUUGCAUUGACCAAAGCAAUUUUUCGGAAGUUGAUCAGCAGGUACAGCUCAUGGGAACUAUAUAUUCAACAGCCAAAUUAGUUCUGGUUUGGCUUGGCGAGGGUUCAGCGAAGAGCGGGGAAGCCAUAGAAUUCGUAGAUAGUCUGCCAACAAAGGACUAUCUGAUUGAUGAAGCCAUAAAUAGCGGAGUUAUUCCAGGCUUUACGCAAAGACCAUGGACCUAUCUAGCUGAGCUUUUAUCUUUGGAUUACUUCGAGAGAGUUUGGAUCAUACAAGAAAUCGCUCUAGCCAAGGACGUAGCUGUGAUUGACGGACAAGCCUCAACUGAAUGGUGGAAACUCAGUUGGGCAGCCAGCCAGUUCCGAAGGCUUUCCGAUCUGGAAACCAGUGCUACAAAGAGAAAAAUAUUGGCGUACAAUAUGAAAGUAGCCAGAAGUAUUUCGGCUAUUGCAUCUAUAGAUAAAGCAAGAAACGCUAUUUAUGGUGACCAACGAGAUCCGGAACUUUUGCUUGCGCUCUUAGCACGGCACCGAGCUGCCAAAGCAACAGACCACCACGACAAUAUCUUCGGCUUGUACGGUCUAGCACCUAGGUGUUUUGAAGAGCUAGAUCUUCUUCCGAAGUACGAUUUGCCGGUUGACGCGCUCUAUCGACAGUGCGCUCUCGCUAUUUUGAGGAGAAGCCGGAACCUGGAUAUUCUUAGCGUACCACGAACCCAUGGGCUAGAUCCAUCAUCCACACAUGUUCUACCUUCUUGGGUACCAGAUUGGAGUCAAUAUCCUUAUCUGGAGUCGCUCUUGAAAGUUGAAUACCCAGGGACUAGGCGGGUUGUUCGUGCGACAAACGACUCUCGUUGGAACCCUGAGCCAGGCUCUGAUUCUAACCUGUUGCUUCUUGAAGGCUACCAUGUUGAUGUGGUUACCAGUAUGGUAUUCGUUCAACAUGAUACUCAACCAUCCGAGCGAUUAAGGAGUACAUCGUUUGUCGCCAAGAUUAAAGAACUUUCUCACGACAUGAAGCAGCACGGUAGACUUGACUGGUCUGUUGACAAAAUUACAAAGGCACGAUCGAGAAAACCGUAUGUCACAGACGAUAACAUGAUGGAUGUUCUCUGCGGUACAAAAUGUGCUGGCGACUGGGAAGAUGGUUGGCAAGCCGCAAAAGGCGCAUUUGACCGAGAACGAAAUGCACACAAAACCGAGCGCCGUUUAUAUCCAGUAAGCCGUGUCUUACCGGUGUACUCUUGUCUCGCUGCGGUGGAACUUACUCGAUCCCGCCGCGCCAAAUUGACAAUCCCGCAAGCUCGAAAAGAUGAUUUAGAAUUUAUCACUUACAACCGCAGUAUUGGUCGAAGCAUUUUCAGAACUAGACGCGGCUACAUUGGACUAGGACCUCCUCUUCUGAAUAUUGGGGAUAAGGUCUCACUUUGCAAGGGUGGAAAAUUACCACUAAUCCUUCGCCCAAAGAAGCGAAAUUGGGAACUAAUUGGAGACUGUUAUGUACAUGGGAUGGUCAAAGGAGAGCUUUGGGAUGAAGCAAAAUGCGAACACAUGUGGAUUGAGUAGCCAAAAAGGAGUUAGCAGAGUGGUCGCUUUGCUAUGGGAUUUUGAUGAAUUUGUAUCCUUGAUUUUGGCUGGCUCAUUUUCGUAUAAACGAUAUUCUCAAGAAGACAACGGAAUAGCAGGGUGUGAGGUAGAGCACAAGGAUGUCUGAUCUGAUACGGGAAUAUUAUGAAAUCUGUUGAAAAGAGCAAAAUCCUAGUCUUUGUGUGGCAAAUUACCAAGAAUGCUUCUACCACAGAAGCUUGAGCGGG